AUGGUCCGCGAUAGUGCCAAUGUCGGUGUGGGAGAGUUCACGGCCUACCCUCGAGGGAAGCACGAUUAUUGUCAGAGGCUCGGUAUACUAUCCUUCUUCGCAGUGGUGAUGAUCAUCUACCUUUACGUCGAUACUCGGAGGUUUCGGAUGCUGUCUAGGGAGGAGAAGCCUUUUAGAGGGGCUGCGCUCGCCCGAGCGGGUCCGGUGGGAGAAGCUACCCGUAUGAAUGCGGAGUUACGGCCUGUUGCUGUUGUGAAGGAGGAUGUGUAUGGGGAAGAGGAGGAAGCAGUGGUUUUGAAAACGAAGCUCACGAGGCUUGAAGACGAGUCCAACACGCAGUCACUGGCCGCUGAGACCUCUCCGAGUAAGGCGACGACUCUAGCGGUCCCAGUGGUGACCCAGACGCAGCGCCCGGUAAUAGUAUCUACGACGCCAGCACUGAUCGAGUUCGAACUGGUGCCGGUCACAAAUAGUGGUAGAGGGAAGGGCGGUGUUGAGGCUGGGUCUGAUGAUGUUAGACUUAAGACUGUUGUUAACACCGGAAUGGAGACGACCCCGACAACCUCUGGGACUAGCAAGGGGCAGCGGACUAGGGCUGAGGAUAUGGCAGAGAUCGUUAAGCGGUUGGAGAAGCUGGAGGCUGAGGUGGCGUCCAAAACACAGACUAGAAGGUGA
Perkinsus marinus ATCC 50983 is the source of this 675-nucleotide messenger RNA. RefSeq lists its product as hypothetical. The record is from RefSeq and is a predicted model, not a curated record. The transcript has 5 exons. NCBI's taxonomy places the organism in Eukaryota, Perkinsozoa, Perkinsida, Perkinsidae. Bases 1 to 675 code for a protein of 224 amino acids.